AUGGAGCACCUCUUCGAGAUCAGCGGUUCAUCAAUAGCAGUCGCAUCGGCUCUCUCAGCCGCCGUCGGGGCUUACCUCAAUGCCAAGUUCUCUAUUUCGAGUGACCUAACAUCGCUUUACAACGAGCAGUCAUGGGCAAACCGUCUGGGACAGCGAAUCGCUCAGCUCGGCGAUGCUGCCACCAUCUACAAGAUGCUUGAACGGGUGGUAGAGGUUGACGGCCACGGGUCAAGUGAAGCGCUGUGGCUUGAGAAUACGACAUGGACCUAUAGCCAGCUCAAAGAUCUCGUCGAUAGAUUUGCCGCUCUGCUUCAUACAAAAGGCAUUAAUGCCGGAGAUUUUGUUGCCGUUUUCACCACGAACUCCCCUGAGAUGGUUGUAACAAUCUAUGCACUUAACAAGCUUGGGGCUGUGGCAGCCCUCAUCAACACCAAUCUGCGUGAUGAUACUUUCGACCACUGUCUCAACGUCUCCGGAAGCAAAUUUAUCAUUUCAACGCCAGAUCUAUCGCAGUUUGUGCGUUCCGAGCUGCCUCACAUAGCGCUUAACGUUUCGUCUUUUGACGACACCCUUACAGAUGCCGCGGACGUAAUAACAUCGACAGACUUGCAACAAAGCACACCUGGAGGGCUUGCUGCGGCUAAAAGGUCUCUCAGCGACUUGAGCGCACUGAUUUACACUUCAGGGACGACGGGAAAGCCGAAGGCAUGUGCCAUUCGCAACAUGCAGGCGCUUGUCACAUCCAACCCCAAUACCGUCGACGCCAACAACCCCUCCAAAUACUACCCCUUGCGGACCUAUUCCUCUCUACCACUUUUCCAUGGCACUGCCUACUUCACUGGAAUUUGCUACUCGGUCGGAAACGCAGGCACCCUGUGUCUCCGUCGCAAGUUCUCUGCGUCGCAGUUCUGGAAGGAUGUGCAUGAUUCCAAAGCUACACGCAUCCUUUACAUCGGUGAGCUCUGCAGGUAUCUCCUGUCGACGCCCUCAUCUCCUUAUGAUCGCGAUCAUGUUUGCAUAGUGGCCAAUGGCAACGGGCUACGCGGGGAGAUUUGGGAGCGUUUCCGUCAACGAUUUGGGGUUCCCGAGAUCCGCGAAUUCUAUCGGUCCACGGAGGGCUUGGCCAGGUUUGACAACUGGGGAGUGGGUGCAUGGGGCGCUGGGAAAGUCGGUUUUUCGGGAAUUAUCAAGCGGCGUCUAGAGGACGAUACGUUUAUCGUGAAAUACGAUACAGACACAGAGAUGCCCUACCGGGAUCCGAAGACCGGUUUCUGUAUGCAAGCCAAACUCGGAGAGGAAGGAGAGGCAAUUGGGCGAGUUAGGAGUCGGGGUCUGCUUACUGAAUAUCUGCAGAAUGAGGAGGCAACGGAGAAGAAGCUUCUUCGGAAUGUGUUCAAGAAGGGAGAUGUAUUCCAGCGCACGGGCGAUUUGGUUGUUCGGGACCACGAUGGUUGGGUCAGGUUUCAGGAUCGGGUGGGAGAUACGUUCCGCUGGAAGGGGGAGAACGUCAGUGCCGGCGAAAUAAGGGAUCAUAUUUGCCGGAUGCCGUCUAUCCAUGAUGCGGUUGUCUAUGGCGUGAAGCUAAAUGGGUAUGACGGCCAAGCGGGCGCAGCUGGCAUUACUCUUGAGGAUCACUCUCCUGCGGCCCAGAAAAGCGUCAUGGACAAGCUUUACUCCGAAUUGAAGAGGAGGGGCGUGCCGUCGUACGCGUUUCCACGUCUUGUUCGACUUACGGAGAAAGUGGAAACCGGUGUCACGUUCAAGCAGGCCAAGGGAGCGUUGACCAAGAAAGGAUGGGACCCUCGCACGGACUGGGGUGGCGACCAACUGUACUGGCUGAAUGGCACGACAUACGACAAGCUCGAUGAGCAGAGCUGGGGGUCGAUAGAAAACGGGCAGGCCAAGCUGUGAUCCUGGCGUCGGGGAUUUUGAUACAUCCUAGUUACUUUGUAUAGAGUCCAGAAAGUCAAUGGAUAGAUGUGC
Aspergillus heteromorphus CBS 117.55 is the source of this 1983-nucleotide messenger RNA. Its product is annotated as putative bifunctional fatty acid transporter/acyl-CoA synthetase (FAT1). Lineage: Eukaryota; Fungi; Ascomycota; Eurotiomycetes; Eurotiales; Aspergillaceae. The coding region runs from base 1 to 1911 and encodes 636 amino acids. The transcript has 5 exons. The record is from RefSeq and is a predicted model, not a curated record. Gene Ontology annotation, molecular function: long-chain fatty acid transmembrane transporter activity; long-chain fatty acid-CoA ligase activity.